AUGGGUGGAGAUCUCAAUCUAAAGAAGAGCUGGAACCCGGUCCUCCUCAAAAACCAGGAGCGAGUAUGGAUAGAGCAAAAGAAAGCGCUCGAGGAGCGCAAACGCAUCGACCAAAUGAUGAAGGAGCGCGCGGAGGAGAGGCAGAUACAAGAAUUGCAGGAAAUGCAGGAAGCCGCCGGUGGGAAGAAACGAUUGAACCGGGUUGACUGGAUGUACUCUGGACCCGCUGCAGGUCAGCUCGGAACAACGGAGGAGAUGGAGGGUUAUUUGCUUGGAAAACGAAGAAUCGAUGGCUUAAUCAAGGGGAAUGAGAAUUCGAAGCUGGAGAAGGCUUCUGGGGAGAGUUCUUUUAUGGCUCUACAGAAUGCGAACACCAUGAAAGAUACUGCUACGAAAAUACGUGAAGAUCCAAUGCUUGCGAUAAAAAAACAGGAGCAGGCGGCAUACGAGGCGAUGAUGAACGAUCCCACACGGCGCCGGCAGCUAUUGAAAGCUGCAGGAAUCGAGACGCGUGAAAAGAAAAGUUCAGAUAAAGAAAGGAAACACCGAAGUCACCGCCAUCGCGAUGGUGAUGAUCGUCGUUCCAGACACAGGUCCAAAAGAUACGACGAAGACGACCGACGGAGUAGCCAUCGUCAUAGACAUCGGCGCUCCGACGGCCACUCUCGAUCUCGGUCAAGGAGCACGAGCCCUCCUCGUCGAUCACACCGAUCACCAUCCCCUCAUCGAAGGCACCGGUCUGAUUCUCCGCGGCCUCGACAUCGUUCUAGAUCACCCUACAGAUCGAGAGACGAUCCUGCUCAAUAUAAAAGGGAGAGUUACCACUACCCAAGACGGUCACCUCCAUAUAAACGUCAAGAGGACAGAGGUGAAAGACGUCGCCAAGCUCCAAACGAUGAAGAACGAGCCGCCCGGCUUGCUGCCAUGCAGCAAGAUGCAAAUGAUCUAGAUCAAGCUCGCAUUUCACGCCUGAACGCGGUUGAAGCGCGUGAAAGAGCAGAGCGUGAAGCGGAAGAAGCUGCCCGGGCGGAAUCGAGUAAAUACGGUGGCAAGGGAGCCUUUGUUAACGGACUCAAUCGCCGCGCUGGGGAUAUCGAUUUGUCGGAUAGAUUGCGCCGUGGAAGACGAAACAUAGAGAAAGAGCAGGAAGCAUAUUAA
Messenger RNA from Uncinocarpus reesii 1704, 1158 nucleotides. RefSeq lists its product as uncharacterized. The record is from RefSeq and is a predicted model, not a curated record. Gene Ontology annotation, cellular component: U2-type spliceosomal complex. Bases 1 to 1158 code for a protein of 385 amino acids. Lineage: Eukaryota; Fungi; Ascomycota; Eurotiomycetes; Onygenales; Onygenaceae. The transcript has a single exon. Gene Ontology annotation, biological process: mRNA splicing, via spliceosome.